Molecule: messenger RNA, 3202 nt
Organism: Coffea eugenioides
Lineage: Eukaryota; Viridiplantae; Streptophyta; Magnoliopsida; Gentianales; Rubiaceae
Product: cell division cycle 5-like protein
Exons: 4
Coding region: 169-2886 (905 amino acids)
Biological process (GO): mRNA splicing, via spliceosome
Cellular component (GO): Prp19 complex; spliceosomal complex
Source: RefSeq, a predicted model, not a curated record
GUCAAUGUGCAGAAGAGAAGACGGAUAAACCACCGGAAAACCAAAACCUAGUCUGCUCCGGUCUUCUUCUACAAAUUCAGAUUAUCAAAAUCUUCUGUACAAAUCUAUCAUUGAAGUUUUCCUUGUUUGGUUGAAGAAGAGGGAGGGAGGAAACAAAAGCCGGCAAAGAUGAGGAUUAUGAUAAAGGGAGGUGUUUGGAAAAACACCGAAGAUGAAAUCCUCAAGGCGGCGGUGAUGAAAUAUGGGAAAAAUCAAUGGGCCCGAAUCUCCUCGCUUUUAGUUCGUAAAUCGGCUAAACAAUGCAAAGCUCGCUGGUAUGAGUGGCUCGAUCCUUCUAUCAAGAAGACUGAGUGGACGAGAGAAGAAGAUGAGAAACUGUUACAUCUUGCAAAGCUCAUGCCCACCCAGUGGAGAACGAUUGCUCCUAUUGUUGGUCGUACUCCAUCUCAGUGUCUGGAACGCUAUGAGAAACUCCUUGAUGCUGCAUGUGCGAAGGACGAGAACUAUGAGGCAGGAGAUGAUCCUCGCAAAUUGCGUCCUGGAGAGAUCGAUCCAAAUCCAGAAUCAAAGCCUGCCCGUCCUGACCCCGUGGACAUGGAUGAGGACGAGAAAGAGAUGCUUUCGGAAGCACGAGCUCGGUUAGCCAACACCAGAGGUAAAAAGGCUAAAAGGAAAGCAAGGGAGAAGCAGCUUGAAGAGGCUCGAAGGCUUGCUUCACUGCAGAAAAGGAGAGAGCUAAAGGCUGCUGGAAUCGACGUGCGGCAAAGGAAGAGAAAGAGGAGGGGAAUCGAUUACAAUGCCGAAAUUCCCUUUGAAAAGAAGCCUCCUCCGGGCUUUUAUGAUGUUACAGAUGAAGAUCGGCCAGUGGAGCAACCGAAAUUCCCUACUACCAUUGAAGAACUUGAAGGUGAAAGAAGGGUUGAUAGGGAAGCUCGUCUGAGGAAGCAGGAUGCUGCGAGAAACAAGAUUGCAGAGAGACAGGAUGCUCCUUCAGCUAUAAUGCAAGCAAACAAGCUUAAUGAUCCAGAGGCAGUAAGGAGGAGAUCAAAAUUAAAUCUUCCUGCACCACAAAUUCCAGAUCAUGAAUUGGAGGCAAUUGCAAAAAUUGGUAUAGCUAGUGAUAUUAUAGGGAGUGAGGAACUUACAGAAGGUAAUGCUGCCACUCGAGCCCUCCUUGCAAGUUAUGCCCAGACACCACAGGGGGGAAUGACUCCAUUAAGAACCCCUCACAGAACACCUGCUGGUAAGCAGGAUGCCAUAAUGAUGGAGGCAGAAAAUCAGAGGAGGUUAAGUCAAUCUCAGACACCUUUACUUGGAGGAGAUAACCCCAUACUUCACCCCUCUGAUUUCUCUGGAGUCACUCCAAGGAAAAAGGAAAUCCAAACACCAAAUCCACUUGUAACUCCUUCAGCAACUCCUGGAGGCCCAGGCCUUACGCCUAGAAUUGGCAUGACACCUUCAAAGGAUGGAUAUUCUUUUGGUACAACACCAAAAGGAACUCCAAUUAGAGACGAGCUGCGCAUAAAUGAAGAUAUGGAGAUGCAUGACAGUGUUAAGCUGAGACAAGCUGAUUCCAGGAAGGAACUGCUCUCUGGUCUGAAAAAUCUUCCACAGCCCAAGAAUGAGUACCAAAUUGUCACCCAGCCAAUUCCUGAAGAUAAUGAAGAGCCUGAGGAGAAGAUUGAAGAAGACAUGUCUGACAGGUUAGCUAGGGAGAAGGCUGAGGAGGAAGCUAGGCAACAAGCAUUGCUGAAGAAAAGAUCGAAAGUACUUCAGAGGGAACUACCUAGACCUCCUGGUGCUUCACUGGAUUUAAUCAGAACUUCACUAAUAAGAUCUGAUGAAGACAAGAGCUCUUUUGUUCCUCCAACGUUAAUUGAGCAGGCUGAUGAAAUGAUAAGAAAGGAACUUCUGUCUUUGCUAGAGCAUGAUAAUGCAAAGUAUCCACAUGAUGAGAAAGUGAAGAAGGAGAAGAAGAAAGGAACAAAAAGAAAGGCUGCUUCUGUACCUGUGAUUGAAGAUUUUGAAGAAAAUGAAAUGAAAGAGGCUGAUAGCUUGAUAAAAGACGAGGCUGAGUUUCUUCGUCUAGCAUUGGGACAUGAGAGUGCUUCUGUUGAUGAAUUUGUCGAAGUUCAUAAAACAUGCUUAGAUGAUGUUAUGUAUUUCCCUAAUCGAAGAGGCUAUGGGCUUUCCAGUGUUGCUAACAACAUGGAGAAGCUUGCUGCUUUACAGAAUGAAUUUGAGUGUGUAAAGAAGACGAUGGAUGAUGACACCAAGAAAGCACAGGGUCUUGAGCGAAGGAUAAAAGUUCUUACAGAUGGUUAUCAGAUGAGAGCUGGGAAGCUAUGGUCGCAAGUUGAAGCCAUCUAUAAGCAGAUGGAUACUGCAGAGACUGAGCUUAAAUGCUUCCAAGCUUUGCAGGUGCAAGAGCACUUGGCUGCAUCAAACAGGAUAAAUACUCUGUGGGAAGAAGUUCAGAAGCAGAAGGAGCUGGAGAGCACCUUACAGAAAAGGUUUGGGGACCUUCUGGCACAAAAAGAGAAGAUUCAGAAUCUCUUGGAGGAACACAGAGCAAAGGCACAAGUACAAGAAGAAAUUGCAGCAGAAAACGCGGCCCCUGAGUUGCCCAAAGAUGAGGAUUCUUCAAUUGGAAAUGAGACCAUGGAUGUUGAUGUGAUCCCAGAAGUUGCACCUCCUAGCUCAAGUGACACAAAUGAGGUUCCCGAAAUAGUGAAGGAACAGUUGGGGGAAGCUAGAGGAGAAUUAAGUUCCAAAGCUUUCGUUGAGGAAGAUCAUGCAGAUGUAUCUGAUGUUAAACCCCAGCGAGGUAUGAAUGGUCCGGUCCAAGGGACAGAAGAAGUCGUGGAUGCCAGCGUUACUGCGUGAUUAAUUGAAUGUCUUCGGAAGCUAGCAAAGAUUGGAUGAUGUACAAUGUGGAAGAUGCAGAAAAAUAGAUUUCUGGUGCCAACUUAAAUCAAUGGAGGAUCUAUACAAGUGAGAUGAGUGCUACUUUGUUGGCGUCUCCGACCAAUCAUAUGCUUGAAAUUGUUUUUUUUGAUUUACUAGAAAAACUGAGUGACAAUUCUAUGUAACAUUCAUCAUUUGUAGUGUAUCGCUUCCGAGGGAUUUUUGCCAUUAGUUACCUUUCUGUUCUCCGAGGAACAUAAAGUUGAGCAUAAAUGUUAAUACGCUAUUCCCUGCA